AUGGAGAAUCUGAAGAGCCUUUUACGAACCGAGGGAGCAACGUUAACCCGGUUUGAGCGACCGCUGCCCUUUCCUGUGGACCCAAAUUUCUUGAUCGCCACCGUUGAUGCUGAUUCCGCGAUGCUCUUUAAGGUAAGCAAGAAGUGCUCAUGUAAGGAGGGAGUUUAA
Messenger RNA from Hydatigera taeniaeformis, 168 nucleotides. The record is from the annotation of a GenBank genome assembly. NCBI's taxonomy places the organism in Eukaryota, Metazoa, Platyhelminthes, Cestoda, Cyclophyllidea, Taeniidae.